This is a messenger RNA of Drosophila obscura, 3225 nucleotides long. RefSeq lists its product as uncharacterized. Gene Ontology annotation, molecular function: chitin binding. The transcript has 2 exons. The coding region runs from base 28 to 3225 and encodes 1065 amino acids. The record is from RefSeq and is a predicted model, not a curated record. Gene Ontology annotation, cellular component: extracellular region. NCBI's taxonomy places the organism in Eukaryota, Metazoa, Arthropoda, Insecta, Diptera, Drosophilidae.
ACAGGAUACGUAGAGGGAAAACUCAAGAUGAGAGGCCUGGUGAUCUACGCGUGGUUGCUAACGGGUUUAUUUUACUUUUCCGAAGGCAAGCCCUGCCCUGAAAAGACACGCCCCCACAAGACACGCUGCGACGCCUACUACAAGUGUCGGGCAUUGGCCAGCAACUCGCAUGUGUGGGUGCCGGUGAAGUGCCACGAGGGUCUGGUGUACGAGACGAGUCUGGGCGGCUGUGUGCUGCCCGGCGAUGACUGGGAGUGCAUCACACCCAGUGAGCUGAACAGCUCGACGCCUGCCAGCAGUCACAGUCAGCAGCAGGAUGCGGAUAUACUAAUUGUAAACGACAUGGAUGAGGCGGGUCUGCUGCUGCGGGAGCCAUCGCCUCAUCACGGCCAGCACCAUGAUGAUGGCACUGUGGAAAUAGUCCUGGACUCAACGCUCAGCAGUGAGGAGCAUGAGGAGCAGGAGCAGCAGGAGGAGGAGGGCCACGACCAGCAGAGUUCCAUACAAAGUGACGAGGGGGAGAGCUCAUCGCUGCACCACUUCGACUCCAGCGGCGAUGGCGAGCUCAUGGAAGUGGACAGCCCACCACCACCGCCGCCCGAGAUUGAAAAUCGCGAGGACGAAUUGGAAUUAAAGCACGAGCAUCGCACGCCGGAUAACCAGGAUAUGGAGCAGCUGGGGGAUGUGCAGCACCGACCGGCUGUGGAGCAGCUGGAGGCGGAGAUAAAGCAGGCGGCGGGUGUGAGUGAACUGGCCAAGCCGGGCUCCCACAUCCAUCCCCAGCUGACGGCCCAUCUGCAGCGGCUCUCCCAACUGAUCGAUGGCCUGCAGCAGAAGUACCAGAAGACGGACAAGCCGCAGGCGGAUAUGCGACCGGAUCAGCUGAAUGCCUUUCUGGCGCACUUUGACAUCAAGAACCGAUACGAGAUGAUGAACCCCAUGGAGGCCACCACCGCCACAGCCACCAGCACAACGACCCCAGAGCCAUCCACAUACAGCAGCAGCAGCAGCACCACGAAGCUGCCACCCCAAGCGAAUACGAACAAGACGCGCCUGCAGGAGCAUCUGUCCAAGCAUCGCCUGGAGCCGGAGACAAAGCUUAUACUCAGCAAUGCGCUGCCCUUCUCGGGGGGCACGGGUCAGGGGUAUGCCAACUCGCAGAUUGUGGUCAAUCGUCCGGAGGGUUCGGUGAUGUUUGCCCUGCCGCCGCCCCAGUAUGGCAUGAGCCAGGAGCAGAUGGGCCCCGCCUAUAGCCCACAGCAGGGUCACUCGCCGGGUCACUCCCAGAGUCACGAAUAUGGCGAUCAUGAGCCGAAAAUAUCCGAGGAUACGCUCAAGACAGUGCUGGAGCUAUCCAAGCAAAUGAUUGCCGCUCAGAAUGUGCCCAAGGUGCUGCCGAAUCCGGGAUUCAAUGGCUACUAUGCUCAGCCCAUACUGCAGCCGGUGUACCUGUCGGCACACGGCAAUCCCUUCCAGCAGUACUAUGCCCCGCAGCCGAUGAUGCCCAGCCACUAUAUGCACCACAAGAAGCACUCGUCGGGCGGCAGUUCCAGCGGAAAUGGCGGCUACAACAAGCCCAGCACCACCAUCAUACACAACAAUGUGAUUCCCGUGCAUCUGUCCAGCACCAGCUCCGGCGAGAAGGAAGUUCUGGACACGUACGGCCACAGCUUGGGUGUGUACCCCAGUUUGGAUCAGUCCAAGCAUCAAUCCAAUGACUACAUGACCACAGCCAGGCCCACGCCCACUCUGUCCAGCCAAUAUCCCUCGCCCUUUGCCGCGGAGUACACGCUGACGACGCCGCGACCCUUCCAGGAGCAGCCCUCGGCCGCCACAGUGUCCACCUACUACACGCCCAGUCCACAUCUCAGCGAACAGAAUGUGCAUCGCAUCUUCCAGGCCACCGAAUCGUAUCCCACAGUGAAUAUGCCGCGACCCAUGGACAUGUCCAUGUUCCCGAGCGGCCAUUUGGAGCCGGGACAGGUGGGCAUACGACCCAAUUCGCAGAAAAUCGAAAGCAUGGAGAUGGAUGGGCCCAUGGCUGACGAGAUGAUUAAGGCCAGCAGUUAUGGGAAUGUGAAUGGGAAUGGGAAUGGGAACAGCUCCCCGCACGUACUGACCUACAGCAGCGAUGGAGGAGGCAGCUCUGGAGGCGGCGGCGGCGGCGGCAGCGGCGGCUACGGUGGCAUGAGCCAUCAAUUAGCACCUACGGGCGCAUAUCUAGAUCAGAGCUACAAUCAGCAGCAACAGCAGCAACAGCAGCAGCAGCAUCAUCAUCAUCCGUACAUGCCCCGACCGACAAUGAGCAGCAGCAUGUACAGCGAUGCCGAUGGCAAUAUGGAGCUCAGUAUGUUCAGCAAUCUGAGUCCGUAUACGCCCGAAAAGAUCAAAUAUGGUGCUGGAUCCUCCGGAUCCCCCUCGCCCAACGGGCAGCUGGUCAACUUCAAUGGGAACUUCAUUAGCUUGGAUGUCUUUCAAAAGUCCAUACUGCCACUGAUGACCAAAAACCCAGCGGCAAUGUCGGAUCUGAGCAAUGUGGAGGUAAUCACCUGCCAGACGGGUGUGCGGCAGCCCAAUCAAACGGAUUGCACGCGCUACUUUGUGUGCAGCAAGAAGGAUGGCAAAGUGCUGUCCUACUCGUGUCCACCCUACACGGGCUUCAACAAGCAAACGCGCAUCUGCGAUGCCCAGACCUAUGCCCAGUGUGGCAGUGUGAUGCCUGCUUUCAAUGGCUAUACCAUAGACAACAACAGACGCCUGCAGAUGGAGGCCAUCAAGAUGUUGAGCGAAGCUAAGAGGCGACAGGAGGCGGCACUCAAGGCCCAGAACAUUGCCAGUCUGCUGCAGCAAUACGGAAACACCCAGCAGGGUGGACUUUCAGCGGGGAUCUCCGCCAACAUUGAACAGGACUCCAUGGACAGUGCUUACAUGGUAAACCUGCCCGAUAUGAGUCCUGCCACAACCACAGCCAGACCCAUUAUCAUUCAGGCCAGCAGCAGCAAUUCCAUUGGAUCCUCGGUGGCUGGCUCGGUGUCUGCCAAAAAGCGAAAGUACUACUGCAAGGAGGGCGACAAGAUACCCGAUCAGACAUCGAUCAGCAGCUACUUUGUGUGCUACAAGAACGCCCAGGGCCAGAUGAAGGGCCACAAGAUGACCUGCUCCACGAGCCUGCUCUUCUGCCCCAGGACGCUCAUGUGCACGCUGGCCUCCAAGUGCCAGGACUAG